AUGCCUCCGCAUCCUUUCCUCCGUACUUACCUGCUGUUGUUAUUGGGAUGCCUCCAGGUGCCAGAUUCUAAGGUUUCUGCUUUGACCUCCUACCUGGAGAGAGCAGGGUGGAUCUGCACUGCUAAACUGAUGCAGUUUGGAACCACUUCAGUUGCCGUGGCUCAAGGCGACGGGAUCCUGGGAGUUGGGGUCAAGAAGGGUGUCUCGGGGGCCCAAGGCAGGUUUGCCUACAAGCUUCUGGCCGACCUCUUUGCCAAUUACUCCAACGCACUGCGUCCGGCGGAGGAUACGGACCGCGCCCUCAACGUCACCCUCCAGGUCACUCUCUCUCAGAUCAUAGACAUGGACGAGCGGAACCAGAUCCUGACGGCAUACCUGUGGAUCCGGCAGGUGUGGGUGGAUGCCUACCUGAGCUGGGAAAGAGAGGCCUACGAUGGCAUCGACUCCAUCCGCAUCCCUAGCAGCUACGUCUGGAGACCGGACAUCGUCCUUUACAACAAUGCAGACGACCAGUUCACGGGCUCCAUGGAGACCAACGUGGUCAUCCGGCAUGACGGGCAGAUCACCUGGGACUCUCCGGCCAUCACCAAAAGCUCCUGCAAGGUGGAUGUCUCCUACUUCCCCUUCGAUGGGCAGCAGUGCCGGCUGACCUACGGCUCGUGGACCUACAACGGGAACCAGAUUGACCUGCUGAACAAACAGGAGACCGGGGAUCUGACGGACUUUGUGGCCAACGUGGAGUGGGAGGUGCUGGGCAUGCCGGCCCGGCGCAACGUCAUCACCUAUGGCUGCUGCUCAGAGCCCUACCCAGACGUUACCUAUACGUUGCACCUCAAGCGUCGGGCCUCCUUCUACAUCUUCAACCUGCUCCUGCCCUGUGUCAUGAUCUCCUUCCUUGCCCCGCUGGGCUUCUACCUGCCAGCUGACUCUGGGGAGAAGGUCUCCCUUGGGGUCACUGUCCUCCUGGCCCUCACCGUCUUCCAACUCCUGGUGGCCGAAAGCAUGCCCCCCUCUGAGAACGUUCCCCUCAUUGGGAAGUACUACAUCGCCACCAUGACCAUGAUCACGGCCUCCACUGCCCUGACCAUCUUCAUCAUGAACAUCCACCACUGUGGCCCCGGGGCCAAACCAGUCCCACAGUGGGCCAAGACCCUCAUCCUGCACUACAUGGCCCGCAUCUUCUUCGUCUACGAAGUCGGGGAGAGUUGCCGGAGCCCUCGACCGGAGCCGGACUCUUCAUCCAAGGGCCAGGUGGUCGGCGAGAAAGCCAGGGGCCCGGCUUCUCCUGGGGAGGCAUUCGUGGACCUGGAGGGGGGUCCCGGGGGGGCUGCACCCUGUGCCAAGGGCGGGUGCCUCUGCCGCCAGGGCAGCAGCAUCCUCCAUAACGUGGAGUACAUCGCCAACUGCUUCCGGGACCAGAAGGCGGCCUCCAAACGGACUGGGGAGUGGAAGAAGGUGGCCAAGGUCAUGGACCGCUUCUUCAUGUGGGUCUUCUUCGCCAUGGUCUUCAUCAUGAGUGUCCUCAUCAUGGGGCAGGCUGUCUGAGUCUCCUUGUGUCGGAUCCGAGGUUUACGGGCAGGCCGUCCCUGACUUACAAAUGUCUCCUAGUUAAGAACAACGGGGCUGAGACAGCAGGAAGUGAGAUAAAUCCAUCUUGAAGAAGAGAAAUUCACUCCUGGAAGAGUUAUUAUCAAGGGGAACAGGUCCCUCCACUGAAGCUUUAUCUCCUUGUUUCCACAACAAGCCACAUUUCCCGAAAUCUC
This is a messenger RNA of Anolis sagrei ordinatus, 1763 nucleotides long. Lineage: Eukaryota; Metazoa; Chordata; Lepidosauria; Squamata; Anolidae. The record is from RefSeq and is a predicted model, not a curated record.